ACGACAUAUUUUUGUACUAACGAACAGAAUGGCCGGCGAAGAUAGUAUAUGGAACAGGAAGAAAGACCUGGUGUAUUUGGUGUUCUUCAUGACACAUAUACCGGUGAUGCUUGCAUUCGACCUAACAUCCUACUACCCUGUCGCUGUCAAGCCUGGCUGGAUGACCGACGUGCGCACCUGGUACAUCGCGACGUUCGGCGACCGAUUCUUCUACAACGCGCCUGCGUGGUUCUCUACGUUUACCUUGCUCGAGCUAGUUUACCAUCUUCCAUUCAGUUUCUGGGCCAUACCUGCGCUCAUUAGGAACGAUCCGCGCAUACCCUUGGCGCUGCUCGUCUUUGCUCUCGAGACUAGCAUUACGACUAUUACUUGCUUAGCAGAGAUGCUGAGCUGGGACGAAUUAACACCCCUGCAGCGAGGCGUGCAGGGACUGGGUGGAAUGUACGGUGCAUACCUGGCUGUUGGCGUUUUCAUGGCGGUGGAUUGUUACGCACGCCUGGAUCGAAUUUUGAGCAAGCAAAAAGGCAUCACACCUAUCACGAAGAAGAAGCUGUAGGACAUAUCGUUCCACCCGUCUCUUGCCAGCGAAAGACGAUGCAUAUAGCAAAGGUGUAAUCAGAACUGCAAGCUAAGAUGAGACCUGCAGACCAUCCGGG
Messenger RNA from Paraphaeosphaeria sporulosa, 656 nucleotides. RefSeq lists its product as uncharacterized. The transcript is spliced from 4 exons. The record is from RefSeq and is a predicted model, not a curated record. Gene Ontology annotation, cellular component: endoplasmic reticulum. NCBI's taxonomy places the organism in Eukaryota, Fungi, Ascomycota, Dothideomycetes, Pleosporales, Didymosphaeriaceae. The coding region runs from base 29 to 556 and encodes 175 amino acids.